ACCAUCCCCGAGGUGCAUUGCGCGCCCGCGAUGGAGGACGUAAUGCUUAACAGCCAGCACGCUGCACGCCGGGAAACGUAGUCUUCAUUGCAAGCUAGAGACUAGAAUUUAUUAAUAAAUUUACUUAUUUAGUAGAAUAGGAACACCCCUCAGGGUCUGAAGCCCCCUGAAGUGUUCCUUGAAGUUGCCAUUUUUUUCUUAUCUGUAUAAAGAUAACCCCUUUCUAUGCAGCCGUUAGAAAACAUGUAUCAUUCACCAAAAUAUUUUCUUGUAGGUAAAAACUGGCUGAACCCACCGGACGUGAUGGCUUACGCCUAUAAUUCCAACAUUUUGGAAGCCGAGGCGGGAGGAUCGCUUGAGUCCAAGAGUUCGAGAUCAGCCUGGGCAACAAAGGGAGACGGCAUCUCUACAAAAAUUUUAAACGUUAGCCGGGUGGGGUGGCGCAAGCCUGUGGUCCCAGCUACUCGGGAGGCUGAGGUCGGAAGAUCGCUUGAGCCCAGGAGGUCGACGUUGCAGUGAGCCAUGAUUGCACCACUGCAUUCCAACCUGAGCGAUAGAGUGAGACUGCCUGAAAGGAAAAAAAAAAAAAAAAGUCUGAAACCUAGAUGCCAGCUGGAAGGCUUAAGACAUCUAUCCCCUUUGCAAAUCAGUGGGAAAACACACUAAAGGAAAAAAGGCUCUUCCAGUCCCCCAGAAUCUGGAAAAUAAAGUCGAUUGAAAUCAGUCUCCUGAGAUAGUAACUGUUAGGCUGUAUUGAGAAUGAGAUAAGCAUAUAAAGCGUUUGCUCGCCAAGUACCUGGGACAUGGUAAGUGCUCUGUAAACGUUAGGUGUACUUGCUAACUUUUAUUUCCUCCCACAAGAAUGUGAGUCCCAUAAGAGCAAAAACCCCGUAGGUCCUGUUCAACUGUGUCCAGAGCACCUGGACCGGUAUUUGGCACAUCUUGAAUUGAACUGAACUGAACUGAAUUGAAUUGAAUUGAAUUGAUAGUCUAAGCAUCCUGCCUCUCCAAGUUCCCUGGAAUUCAGUUUCCUCAACGGCAGAUAAAGGAGUCACUAAAAUCCCUUCCAGUCCUACAGCUUUAGGACGGUUCUUAUCCCUCCUUUUUUCGCCUAGGAGUCUGAACGCCCAGGUUGAAGUUCAGACCCCGGAAAACCCUAACCCACCUUGGGUUUGGAACGUGAGUCUGGGGCCUGGGGCCUGGGCCCGCCCCCGUUGCCAUGGAGCGGCUCCGCCCACUGGCGCUGCGAAUCCCGAUCCCUGAUUGGCUGGGCGGCCGACUCCUUCUCUGGAUGUGUCCGCUGCCGCCAUUGUGCGGCGCUGGUCCCCUCAGAGGGUUCCUGCUGCUGCCGGUGCCUUGGACCCUCCCCCUCGCUUCUCGCUCUACUGCCCCAGGAGCCCGGCGGGUCCGGGACUCCCGUGCGUGCCGGUGCGGGCGCCGGCAUGUGGCUGUGGGAGGACCAGGGCGGCCUCCUGGGCCCUUUCUCCUUCCUGCUGCUGGUGCUGCUGCUGGUGACGCGGAGCCCGGUCAAUGCCUGCCUCCUCACCGGCAGCCUCUUCGUUCUGCUGCGCGCCUUCAGCUUUGAGCCGGUGCCCUCUUGCAGGGCCCUGCAGGUGCUCAAGCCCCGGGACCGCAUUUCUGCCAUCGCCCACCGCGGUGGCAGCCACGACGCGCCCGAGAACACGCUGGCGGCCAUUCGGCAGGCAGCUAAGAAUGGAGCAACAGGCGUGGAGUUGGACAUUGAGUUUACUUCUGACGGGAUUCCUGUCUUAAUGCACGACAACACAGUAGAUAGGACGACUGAUGGGACUGGUCGAUUGUGUGAUUUGACGUUUGAACAAAUUAGGAAGCUGAAUCCUGCAGCAAACCACAGACUCAGGAAUGAUUUCCCUGAUGAAAAGAUCCCUACCCUGAGGGAAGCCAUUGCAGAGUGCCUAAAUCAUAACCUCACAAUCUUCUUUGAUGUCAAAGGCCACGCAAACAAGGCUACUGAGGCUCUAAAGAAAAUGUAUAUGGAAUUUCCUCAACUGUACAAUAAUAGUGUGGUCUGUUCUUUCUUGCCAGAAGUUAUCUAUAAGAUGAGACAAACAGAUCGGGAUGUAAUAACAGCAUUAACUCACAGACCUUGGAGCCUAAGCCAUACAGGAGAUGGGAAACCACGCUAUGAUACUUUCUGGAAACAUUUUAUAUUUGUUAUGAUGGACAUUUUGCUCGAUUGGAGCAUGCAUAAUAUCUUGUGGUACCUGUGUGGAAUUUCAGCUUUCCUCAUGCAAAAGGAUUUUGUAUCCCCGGCCUACUUGAAGAAGUGGUCAGCUAAAGGAAUCCAGGUUGUUGGUUGGACUGUUAAUACCUUUGAUGAAAAGAGUUACUAUGAAUCCCAUCUUGGUUCCAGCUAUAUCACUGACAGCAUGGUGGAAGACUGUGAACCUCACUUCUAGACUUUUACGCUGGGACGAGACGGGUUCAGAAACUGCCAGGGGCCUCAUACAGGGAUAUCAAAAUACCCUUUGUGCUAGCCCAGGCCCUGGAGAAUCAGGUGACUCACACAAAUGCAAUAGUUGGUCACUGCAUUUUUACCUGAACCAAAGCUAAACCCAGUGUUGCCACCAUGCACCAUGGAAUGCCAGAGUUCAACACUGUUGCUCUUGCAAAUCUGGGUCUGAAAAAACGCACAACAGCCCCUGCCCUGCCCUAGCUGAGGCACACAGGGAGACCCAGUGAGGAUAAGCACAGAUUGAAUUGUACAAUUUGCAGAUGCAGAUGUAAAUGCAUGGGACAUGCAUGAUAACUCAGAGUUGACAUUUUAAAACUUGCUACACUUAUUUCAAAUAUUUAUACUUAGCUAUGUUAACAUGUACUGUAGACAUCAAACUUGUGGCCAUACUAAUAAAAUCAUUAAAAGGAGCACUAAAGGAAAA
Molecule: messenger RNA, 2918 nt
Organism: Pongo pygmaeus (Bornean orangutan)
Lineage: Eukaryota; Metazoa; Chordata; Mammalia; Primates; Hominidae
Gene: GDE1
Product: glycerophosphodiester phosphodiesterase 1
Exons: 7
Coding region: 1443-2438 (331 amino acids)
Biological process (GO): phospholipid metabolic process; N-acylethanolamine metabolic process; ethanolamine metabolic process
Cellular component (GO): plasma membrane
Molecular function (GO): glycerophosphodiester phosphodiesterase activity
Source: RefSeq, a predicted model, not a curated record